UGGGAUGUGGGCUGGGCUGGCGGGUUGUGCGGGGUGUGGGGGAGGCCCAGGAGGAAGCUGAGCUUAAUUCCCACAGUGACUAUCUUACCCUCGUGACAGGCUGGAGGCUGCCCAGCUUCUUGGGAGGCACAGGGGGUGGAGUCUGAAAUACAAGGUAAGGGCUUACGUCCAGGCAGGGUGGUUUUCUGCGACGACGUCAGUAGCUGUUCAGCACAGUCACGUUUCUAAGAUGCUCUUGACCUGGCUACUCUGCAGAUCUGGCCAUGUGCGCACUUGCUCAUCGGAGUUGUGGUCUAGUGUCAGUACCAGCCUUAGGCCUCAUGGGGCUUUUGCAAGACCAGGAGGGGGCGAUUUGUCAGAAGAGCCCGUGAGGCUGCCCUUCGUCUUUCCCCGAGAGAAGUCGCAGUUGAGGUCCUCGGGGCUUGUCCCCACAUCCGGUUUUUUAGUUGCUUUCUGGGGGGUUGGUGCUCAGAAACCCAGUUUUGGGCAGGAGCUGUGACUCAAUGGAAACAUCUGUUCUCGGACCCGCAGAGACCACCUGACAGGAAGGACAAGCAGUUCUUGCCAAGGACUUGCUCAGCCCUCAGACCUCCUGUGUGCAAUUCCUGAGUUCGGUUUGCCUACAUAAGGGCCUCGGUACUGCCCAGAGGGCUUGGCAGCGCCAUGUCUGAGGACCACCAGAGGUUGAGCCACUUCUCAAGCCAAGACUUCCUUGAUUGGGGGAACUAGGGGGCUCUUAAGAUCUGACAAGCAGUGUCCUGAGCCCAUAAAAAGUGCCGGGAAAAUCCACGGUUGGAGCCAGAAGUCUUGGAAGAUGGAUCUGUCUCAGCCCCCUAGGUCUGUGUUCCCAGGGCUUCCGUGUCCACCAGGCCACCAGACAGGGAAGACUGCCCGCCCGAGGGCUGACCCCAUGGUUGUGCAGGAGCAGGUUUCAGCAGGGCAUGCAGUGCUACAGGUGUUUCUUAUAAGGCCUUUCCCAGUGCACCUGUUCUGGCUGCUCCGGAGCUGCUGUCCAGUGCGGGAGGGGAGUGCGGUGGGCAGCCACGUUCCUGUGGCUUCAGUGGGCAGGUUCUGCGAUGGGUCCAGCACCUCUCCCUGGCUCCCCGCACUUCACCUCGGAGAGGAGGCCCUGCCCCUGGAAGAGGCGGGUGGCAAUCAGGUUAACUAGUGGACGUGGCCUUCCCUUCGCCCUGGCAGCCACCGUCUGGGGCCAAGGAGCCUAUUCCCACCCCAUCGAUGGCAGGUUUGCCUCGGGUCCCUGCGCCUUGGCCUAGACAAGUCUCGCCUCCACAUGAGUAGCCACGCCUCUGGGUGGGUGGGAUGAGGAGCUGGGGGCGCCGCAGGUGAGCGGAGUUGUGAGUGGGUCCUGGGCCGGGCCUAGGCAGCGGCGUGCUCCAAUCCUCGGGGUGGUCAGCCCUGAACCCCAGUCGGGAGACGCGUGGUGGGGCAGGAGGGCUACUGCGUAAAAGGGCCGCGGGUCCCGGCGCGCACAGAGGGAGGGUCGGGAGCGGUGCGAGCCGCGCUCCCGGGAGGACCGACUCCAGUGGAGCCCCAGCCUCACCUGCGUUGGCCACACGGUGGCGCCAAAGCACCGCCCGCCGGCCGCGGGGUCAGGUGGCCCUGGACGGCGCAGUCCGAUGACGCACGCGCGGCGCCGCCUCGCCCCGCCCACCGCGGGUCACGUGGCGCAGUUGGCGCAGCCUGAUAACGCGACGCCCAGCAUUUGGGCGCCGCUCCCGCCCCGCCGCCGCGCCGAGUCCUUUUGUCCAAGAUGGCGGCACCGGGGGCGCUGCCUCCUCGGCCGCCGCCGCCUCCGCCGCUUUGAGGGGCCUGCGGGCCGCCCGCCCGCCCGCCGCGCCGGCGCCAUGAAGAGGCAGAGCGAGCGAGACUCGAGCCCGAGCGGGCGCGGCUCGUCGUCAUCAGCUAAGCGGCCGCGGGAGCGCGAACGGGAGGCGGAGGCGGGCGGGCGGCGGGCGGCGCACAAGGCCUCCGGCGGCGCCAAGCACCCGGUUCCAACGCGGACCCGCGACAAACCCCGCGGCAGCGGAGGCGGCGGGAGUGGGCAUCGCGACGGCCGCGGCGCCGGGGACGCCAAUCACCGUGUGAGCAGCGGCCGCUCCUCGAGCUCAGGCGCCGGCGGCGGGGGACGCGGCGGCAAGGCCUCGGGGGACCCGGGAGCUUCAGGCGCUUCGCCUCGCUCGUCUCCGCUGCCACCACCUCCGCCACCGCCCGGGGCCGAGCCCGCGGGUCCCGGCUCGUCAGCGGCCGCGCCCGAGUACAAGACGCUGCUCAUCAGCAGCCUCAGCCCCGCGCUGCCCGCCGAGCACCUCGAGGACCGGCUCUUCCACCAGUUCAAGCGCUUCGGCGAGAUCAGCCUGCGCCUGUCGCACACGCCGGAGCUGGGCCGCGUCGCCUACGUGAACUUCCGGCACCCGCAGGACGCGCGCGAGGCCCGCCAGCACGCCCUGGCCCGCCAGCUGCUGCUCUACGACCGGCCGCUCAAGGUGGAGCCGGUGUACCUGCGCGGCGGCGGGAGCAGCCGGAGGAGCAGCAGCAGCAGCGCCGCCGCCUCCACGCCGCCCCCGGGGCCGCCCGCGCCCACCGACCCGCUCAGCUACCUGCCGCUGCACGGGGGCUACCAGUACAAGCAGCGCUCGCUGUCCCCCGUCGCUCCCCCGCCCCUGCGAGAGCCCCGGGCCCGCCACGCCGCCGCCGCCUUUGCCCUGGAUGCUGCCGCCGCCGCCGUGGGACUGUCCCGGGAGCGGGCCCUGGACUACUACGGGCUGUACGACGACCGCGGGCGCCCCUACGGCUACCCGGCUGUGUGCGAGGAGGACCUGAUGCCCGAGGACGACCAGCGGGCCACGCGCAACCUCUUCAUCGGGAACCUGGACCACAGCGUGUCGGAGGUGGAGCUGCGACGGGCCUUCGAAAAGUACGGCAUCAUCGAGGAGGUGGUCAUCAAGAGGCCCGCCCGUGGCCAGGGCGGUGCGUACGCCUUCCUCAAGUUCCAGAACCUAGACAUGGCCCACAGGGCCAAGGUGGCCAUGUCGGGCCGGGUGAUUGGCCGCAACCCCAUUAAGAUCGGCUACGGCAAGGCCAAUCCCACCACCCGGCUCUGGGUGGGGGGCCUGGGACCUAACACCUCACUGGCCGCUCUGGCCCGGGAGUUUGACCGCUUUGGGAGCAUUCGGACCAUCGAUCAUGUCAAAGGAGACAGCUUUGCCUACAUCCAGUAUGAGAGCCUGGACGCCGCCCAGGCCGCCUGCGCUAAAAUGAGGGGCUUUCCCUUGGGUGGUCCAGACCGCAGGCUGCGGGUGGAUUUUGCCAAAGCAGAGGAGACUCGGUAUCCCCAGCAGUACCAGCCCUCCCCCCUCCCCGUGCACUACGACCUUCUCCCAGAUGGGUAUGCCCGGCACCGCAACCUGGACCCGGACCUGCGGGUGCGGGACAGAACCCCCCCGCACCUCCUGUACUCAGACCGAGACCGGACCUUCUUGGAAGGGGACUGGACAAGCCCUGGUAAGAGCUCUGACCGCAGGAACAGCCUGGAGGGCUACAGCCGCUCUGUGCGCAGCCGCAGCGGGGAGCGCUGGGGAGGAGACGGGGACCGGGGCCUGCCCAAGCCCUGGGAGGAGAGGCGGAAGCGGAGGAGCCUGUCCAGUGACCGUGGGAGGACAACCCACUCCCCUUACGAGGAACGGAGCAGGACCAAGGGUGGUGGGCAGCAGGCCGACCGAGGCUCCGACCGCACCCCUGAGCGCAGCCGCAAGGAAAACCACUCCAACGAGGGGACCAAGGAGUCGGGCAGCAACUCCCUCAGCAACAGCAGGCACGGGGCUGAGGAGCGGGGCCACCACCACCACCACCACGAGGCUCCAGACGCUGCCCACGGGAAGAAGACCCGUGAGAGCGAGCGCAACCAUCGGACCACAGAGGCUGAGCCAAAGCCUCUCGAAGAGCCAAAACAUGAGACCAAAAAGCUCAAGAACCUCUCGGAGUACGCGCAGACGCUGCCGCUGGGCUGGAGCGGGCUGCUGGUGUUGAAGAACAGCUGCUUCCCCACAUCUAUGCACGUCCUCGAGGGGGACCAGGGCGUGAUCAGCGGGCUCCUCAAAGACCACUCUUCCGGGAGUAAGCUGACUCAGCUGAAGAUUGCGCAGCGCCUCCGACUGGACCAGCCCAAGCUCGACGAGGUCACACGACGCAUCAAGCAGGGGAGCCCCAAUGGCUACGCAGUGCUGCUGGCCACGCAGGCCGCCCCCAGCGGGCCUGGCACUGAGGGGAUGCCCCUGGUGGAGCCAGGCCUACAGAGGCGGCUUCUCAGGAACCUGGUCUCCUACUUGAAACAGAAGCAGGCGGCCGGUGUGAUCAGCCUGCCGGUGGGUGGGUCCAAGGGCAGAGACAGCACGGGCAUGCUCUACGCCUUCCCGCCCUGCGACUUCUCGCAGCAGUACCUCCAGGCGGCACUGAGGACCUUGGGCAAGCUGGAGGAGGAGCACAUGGUGAUCGUUAUAGUGAGGGACACUGCCUAGCCCGGACGCCUCCCAGCGCCACUUGUGUCACGAAAGCAGUCAUUUUAGAACCUGAUCCGCUGCCUCAGUCCUACCCCCUCGGUUUGACUUUUCUGCUGGGUUGUUUUGGUUCAUUAGGUGGGAGACCAAAGUCCUGUCCCCACCAAAACUGAGUUCUUAGGUUUUGGGGAUUUUUUUCCCGUGAUGAGAAGGGACUCCUGUCAUGUUGGUUUCUAGUGUACGAGAUACUGUCUGCUGUGUUCUGUAUUUUUUUUACUUUUUGACUAACUGUAUGGAAAGUUGUCAGUAAAGCCUUUGUCAGAGGAUGGAUUUUUAAUCCUG
Molecule: messenger RNA, 4856 nt
Organism: Myotis myotis
Lineage: Eukaryota; Metazoa; Chordata; Mammalia; Chiroptera; Vespertilionidae
Gene: RBM15B
Product: RNA binding motif protein 15B
Exons: 1
Coding region: 1638-4535 (965 amino acids)
Biological process (GO): regulation of alternative mRNA splicing, via spliceosome
Cellular component (GO): nucleus
Molecular function (GO): mRNA binding
Source: RefSeq, a predicted model, not a curated record